AUGUGGCAAGACUAUAGAAUCAGCACCGCAAUCACAGAAGCAGGACCUAGCACCGUCACCACCACGGGAGUGGCACCCAGCAUCUCCACCACCACGGGGUUGGCACCCAGCACCGUCACCACCACGGGAGAGGCACCCAGUAUCUUUAUCACCACCACGGGGUUGGCACCCAGCACCGUCACCACCACGGGAGUGGCAUCCAGCACCGCCACCACCACGGGAGUGGCAUCCAGCACCUCCACCACCACCGGGUUGGCACCCAGCACCUUCACCACAACAGGAGUGGCACCCAGCACCUACACCACCAUGGGAGUGGCACACAGCACCUUCACCACAGCAGCACCAGCACAACCCAGGAUCGCCAUCACAUCAGCAGUAUCGCCAAGCACCGCCACUACCCCAGCAGCAGCGGCCAGAACCGGCACCACUACGGGAGUGGCACCCAGCACCUUCACCACAGCAGCACCAGCAGAACCGUGGAUCGCCACUACCCCAGCAGCAGCGCCCAGCACCGCCACCACUACGGGAGUGGCACGCAGCACCUUCACCACAGCAGCACCAGCAGAACCCAGGAUCGCCACUACCCGGCAGCAGCGGCCAGCACCGCCACUACCCCAGCAGCAGCGGCCAGCACCACCACUACCCCAGCAGCAGCGGCCAGCACCGCCGCUACGCCAGCAGCAGCGGCCAGCACCGCCACUACCCCAGCAGCAGCGGCCAGCACCGCCACUACCCCAGCAGCAGCGGCCAGCACCGCCACCACUACGGGAGUGGCACACAGCACCUCCACCACAGCAGCACCAGCAGAACCCAGGAUCGCCAUCACAUCAGCAGUAUCGCCCAGCACCGCCACUACCCCGGCAGCAGCGGCCAGCACCGCAACUACCCCAGCAGCAGCAGCCAGAACCGGCACCACCACUACGGGAGUGGCACCCAGCACCUCCACCACAGCAGCACCAGUAGAACCCAGGAUCGCCAUCACAUCAGCAGUAUCGCCCAGCACCGCCACUACCCCAGCAGUAUCGCCCAGCACCACCACCACUACGGAAUCAGCAGUUCCCCGUCCUUGCACCACAGUACCAGAGACACUGC
This is a messenger RNA of Sycon ciliatum, 1092 nucleotides long. RefSeq lists its product as uncharacterized. Bases 1 to 963 code for a protein of 320 amino acids. The transcript has 2 exons. Lineage: Eukaryota; Metazoa; Porifera; Calcarea; Leucosolenida; Sycettidae. The record is from RefSeq and is a predicted model, not a curated record.